This is a messenger RNA of Peromyscus leucopus (white-footed mouse), 2140 nucleotides long. RefSeq names its product JNK1/MAPK8 associated membrane protein (gene Jkamp). Bases 420 to 1355 code for a protein of 311 amino acids. The record is from RefSeq and is a predicted model, not a curated record. NCBI's taxonomy places the organism in Eukaryota, Metazoa, Chordata, Mammalia, Rodentia, Cricetidae. Gene Ontology annotation, cellular component: membrane. Gene Ontology annotation, biological process: response to unfolded protein. Gene Ontology annotation, molecular function: ubiquitin protein ligase binding. The transcript is spliced from 7 exons.
AACGGGGGCGGGACCUCUGGGUCCAGUCUAGGAAUCGCUCGAGGCCGUGUAGACUUGACCGGGUUGGAGGCUGGGCCUCGGUUCCGGCCUUAGCUCGGUCGAGGCCCCGAUGAGUCUGGACCCGGAAAGGGUGGAGCCUCUGAGCUCAGACCCGGAAGCGACAGAGACGCUUCCGAGCCUAGACUAGGAAACCAGGUUGCUGGGAUCCUAGGCCGGAGAGUCCGCGAAGUGCAUCUCAGCCCAGCGGAGAAGGCGGUGGUGGGGCGGGACCCGGAGCCUAAUGUAGCAAGGGCGGGGUUCCACUGCGUUCGCCAGGCUAGCGGGAGGCGGAGCGGCGGGGAGCGCCGUGGCCCGGAUGUUCGGGCGCUGCGUUCGGACCGGCUGAUCCCCGGGCUUCUGUGGAGAACCUAGCCUGGCCAAUGGCUGUCGAUAUUCAACCAGCAUGCCUUGGACUCUACUGUGGGAAGACCCUGUUAUUUAAAAAUGGCUCAAGUGAAAUCUAUGGAGAAUGUGGGGUGUGCCCAAGAGGACAGAGGACGAACGCCCAGAAAUACUGUCAGCCUUGCACAGAAUCCCCCGAACUCUAUGACUGGCUCUAUCUUGGAUUUAUGGCUAUGCUUCCUCUUGUUCUACAUUGGUUCUUCAUUGAGUGGUACUCAGGGAAAAAGAGCUCCAGCGCCCUCUUCCAGCACAUCACUGCGCUGUUCGAGUGCAGCAUGGCGGCCAUCAUCACCUUACUCGUGAGCGAUCCAGUGGGCGUCCUGUACAUCCGUUCCUGCCGAGUACUGAUGCUCUCAGAUUGGUACACGAUGCUUUACAACCCGAGUCCAGAUUACAUCACCACAGUGCACUGCACUCAUGAAGCAGUCUACCCACUAUACACCAUCGUGUUUGUUUAUUACGCAUUCUGCUUGGUGCUGAUGAUGCUUCUCCGGCCUCUGCUGGUGAAGAAGAUCGCCUGCGGACUGGGGAAGUCUGAGCGGUUCAAGAGCAUUUACGCCGCGCUUUACUUCUUCCCCAUCCUGACGGUGCUGCAGGCCGUUGGUGGAGGCCUCUUGUAUUAUGCUUUCCCAUACAUUAUAUUAGUGUUAUCCUUGGUUACUCUGGCUGUGUACAUGUCCGCUUCUGAAAUAGAGAACUGCUACGAUCUCCUGGUCAGGAAGAAAAGACUCAUUGUUCUCUUCAGUCACUGGCUACUGCACGCCUAUGGAAUAGUCUCCAUCUCCAGAGCGGACAGGCUUGAGCAUGACCUGCCGCUUUUGGCCUUGGUACCCACACCAGCCCUGUUUUACCUGUUCACUGCGAAAUUUACUGAACCAUCACGGAUACUCUCAGAAGGGGCCAAUGGACACUGAAUAUAAAAUGCCAAAAAAACAAAACAAAACAAAAAACCAAAAUCAACCAACCAACCAACCAAAACAAACAGAAAAACCCUAGAAAGUAUUCUUAAUAAAUUAAAGAAGAAAUUAAAAUGUAUUAAUAGCAUUCUGUCAUACAUGGGAACAAGAGUGUCUGGAUACCUUAACGCUUGUUUUUUAUCUUUCAAUUUAACGGACCUUGUGAUUAGACUUGGAAAUUGCACAGCAUCAUGGCUCUGUGCUCUGCAUAUGUUACCUAUCACACCGGAAGUCCACACAGGAAGUUGCAGUUGUGCUUUGGAGCACAGCUGUGUUUCUGUGUGCCUGUGCUGUUGGGAGUCUCCCGGCUUUGUGUGAAAACCUUUUAUCAAGUAUAUUCGGAGCUCCUUUGCGUGAUGUCAUUAUUCCUGCUUGUGAUCUGGGCGUUGACUUUCCCCUGUAAGGAAUUAGGAAGGCAAGCGUACUUGUGGAGUGUGAGGUCAACUACAGAAGCAAAGGAGGUUUUUGUCGAUGUCUAUUUAUUUUCACCAGUGCAGUAUUUUAGUAAUAUUACAAAAAUAAAGCAUAAUUUAUAUGAGCUUUCUGUGUAUAGACAGUUUGGUUGAAGACAUGUUCAGAUUAUUGUUCCUGUAAAGAAGAAAACAAUAAAGAGUUUAACUGUAAAAUAAUUAAACGUUCUAACAGUUGAGUCUCUUUUGCCAUAGUGAUCAUGAAGUAAUUAAAAAUGUUAAGUAUUAAGAUUAAUAUCUCUUUUGUCUACUGAAUAAAUACACAUACUCUCA